CUACAAGAAGGCAAUAUGAUCAGCUUCGAGCGGCCCCCUCCAUUAGCAGUGAUGGUUCCUGGGAGAGAAACUCCCUCUGUGGCCAUCAUGCCUUUGAGAAAUACCCACCACCAGCAACUGCAUCACAGAAGGAGAACCAAGAGGAUGGAGAAGGGGAAACCUGGACUGCGCUCCAAGAAAUUGUCCAUUCUGUCCCGGUCGCUCAUCAUCUGCAGCUCCAGUACCAAUGAGGAUGGGUCCAGCCCAGAGGAGAGGUACUGUGAGGCCUGGGAUGGUGGUCUUGAUGAGGGAUACUACAAAGAGCCAUUAGAAGGGUCUCUUGGAAAUUCUGAAAAAUAUAUAACAAGGAGCAUCAGUGUACAGGCCCCUUUGCAAGCGUCUCAGCAGGGACUCAAAAGACCAAUGAGGAGGUCCUUCUCCAUCAAGGAAAGCAGUUUCUGGAGAAUGUGUGUCGCCACACGCGAGGAGGGCCUACAAGGAGGUGAUAACAAACUACAGUCUGGCAACAAUGGUGGUGCUGUUGCUCAAGAUUUACACAGGGACACUUAUAUCUACUUUGGAGACAAGCUUGCCCCAUUUAACGGACUGGUUAUAAACGAUCACACAAAACCAGAAUCUGAUGCAGAGAGAAAAUGCGCCCUGAAGACCAUCCAUACCACCAGUACUGAAGAGUUCUCUCCUCAUGAAAACAGAGCUCUGUUCACAAAUAUCAAUGAAUCAGACAAGCUUGGCUACAGUUGUGGAAUAAAGGAGACAACUGGAAACAACAAUAACUUGAAGAUGCCAAUUAUUCAGGUGUCAGAAGAUGACAGCAAGAACUCUAAAAAUGAGAGCGAGGAUCCGAACUGUCAAGAGACGUCCUGCAAGAGAUCUCGUUCCAACUCCACCAGCGUUCACCCAUACUGGAUCGGAGACUUGGAUACCAUCAUUAUGAAGACGCCAGAGCUGUUCCAGUGUCACGCCCACACCACCGCAGGCUUUUACGGCAAUAGGAAGUCUCUCUCCCAGCAGCUGGAGUUCCCUCACAACAUUCCACAGGCUGUGGUUAGACCAUCUCGCUCUCUAAGUUCUGCACACUUGGUCCACUCCUGUAGUAGUGUACAGGCCUUCAUCAUUUCCAACAUCGUCCUCAUGAAGGGCCAUGGCAAGGGCCUGGGAUUUAGUAUAGUAGGAGGUAGAGACAGCAUGUAUGGCCCGAUGGGGAUUUACGUCAAGACCAUCUUUCCUGGAGGAGCAGCGGCCAGUGAUGGACGUCUACAGGAAGGAGACGAGAUAUUGGAAUUGAACGGUGAAUCUCUGCAUGGCUUGACACAUGAACAUGCCUUACACAAGUUUAAACAAGUGAAGAAGGGUUUGUUAACGCUGGUGGUGAGGACCAGUUUGCGGGUGGGCGCCUUGCCUGGCAGCCAAGGACAGGUGUCUCAGUUAUGCCGAUCCAGAUCUCUGAGCUCCAGCACCAGUAUAAGCCGAGCCAGUGCUGACCUGGGGGACUAUAACUGCCUCAACAACUCAUCAAAGCCCCAGGACAGAGUCAUGAUGGAGAUCACUUUGCAAAAGGAGUUUGGUGUAGGUCUAGGUAUUGGCUUGUGCUGCAUACCUUCUGCUGGGGGCUUCCCUGGAAUCUACAUACACACCCUGUCACCAGGUUCAGUGGCCCACAUGGAUGGACGUUUAAGAUGUGGGGAUGAGAUCAUGGAGAUUAAUGACACGGUGGUUUGCAACAUGACACUAAACGAUGUUUACACAGUUCUUAGUCAGUGCAGCCCAGGCCCGGUUCAGAUCAUCAUCAGUCGGCAUCCUGACCCAAAAGUUUCUGUUCAGCAGUUAAAUGAGGCUAUUGCUCAGGCGGUGGAGCACAGCAAACUGAGAAGAGACACGAGUCAGUGGAGUAUGGAUGGAUGUAAUAGCAGUCUAAGGAGAUCAGAUGCCUGUUCCCACAGCAGACAAAAGUGUGUCCGCUGUCUAGAGCGGAGCACGAGCCAGCUGACUUGUAGACGAGCACAGAAACCCAUGAUCCGAUCCUGCAGCGAGGGUGCUUAUAGCCAACGCGGUAUACCAACCAGUGCCAACACUCAAUCCUCCCUACAACCUGAGCAUGUGGCCAGAGUACAGAGCAUGGAUGCCUCUUUCACAUUCAACAGUGAAGCUUCACUUAAUAGCAGACUGUCUCCAGCCUCAUACACUGACGACAGCUAUAACAUUCCCUAUAAAAGUUCAGAGAAUUGCAUUGGACAACAACCAUUGGAUGUGGCUACAUGUGUGGUGAGGAGUUCUAGGCAAGGACCAACAACCCAGCCACAGAGGUACAGCAGACGACAGGAAGUCACCGUACAAGAAACAGUGACUGAUUCAAGCAGCUUGAGUCAAGGUUCACCAGUGAAAGAGGAAGAUCUUCUGCCUUCUCAAAGCAACUGCCAGGAAGUGGGUGAACGCUUAGAAGUCGGAACUAAAGUUUCUGUCUGUAUCUCUGAGCCUAAGCCUGCAAGUGAUACAACACAUAGAGGGGGCCGAGAGCACAGAGGUCCAGAGUUCCCUUUCCACGUGUGUAGUCCAAGUAAACAGGUUGGUCUGAGACGUCAGACUUGUGUGGAGGUCAGCACAGCUCAGCAACUUGACCCCUGGGUGAAGCUCACUGACAGCCCAGAGAACCAGUCCUACUGUUCUAAAACCAUGAGUGACCAUAAUGGGGAUAAUGAAGUUAAUGGCACAGCCUCUGAAACCACGAACAUCACCUCAGACUCUAAAUCUGACCAACCUCCCGAUGUUAAAAAAGGGCCCCCAGUGGCUCCAAAGACUGCAUGGGCACGCCAAAGCCUGAAGAUCAUCAAGUCUGGGAAACCAAUAACAGAGGCUUUGAAACAUCCGCAUAACCGGAGCCAGGAUACUAGCAGAACCUUUGGGAUUAGUCUAAGGGCUGCUUCAUCAGGAGCCAAUUUGUCAAUCAGGCAGAAGAUCAGCUCAUUUGAGACAUUUUCAAAUGCAGAGGAAGCAGAAAGACCAAGCAGGCGUCUGGCCCCAACUUCAUCUCUUCCUGUAAUGGAGAAGACGUCUAAAACACAAUCUGCAGACAACAGCAAUGCAGGGGGAACCAAGGUUAUCAUGAGCACCUUACAAAAUAAUGAUAACUGCCAGUCUCCAUCAACAGUUUCAGCAACCACUCAGCCUUCAGAGGAAGAAAAGAAAUCAGCUUCCCUCAGUUCAAAUAUAAUUUCAGAGCACAGUUGUGCAGAGGAAGAAAAACAAUCAACUUCUCUAGGUUCAAAUAUUAUUUCAGAGCCUGGCAAGCCAAUCCCUGUUGAAGAACCCACUCAUGACUCCACAGCCAUCCCAAAAGAAAUUCCACCUGCUGCUGAGACUGAGCAGGAACCCAUGUCUUCUCAAGAUCAUUCUCCCCCAACAAGCCAUGUCCCACGGAGAUCAAGCAGCUCAAAAGAGGGUCCCCCAGAAAAGCCAAGUUCAUCUGAAGGUGCUGACACUCAUGCAGUGAGCUUGAGAACCCGGAGCCUACCUCUUAGUCCCUCUUCAGAUGCCCGCAAUCAAUGCGGCUUGGAAGGGGAGAGCCUGAGCAUCAUCUUGUCUUUCAGCAACCAGGUGUCCAAUGCUUUGAUGCGGUCCAUGCAGUCCCUGCCUCAGUCCCCUUGCGUGAGGUUUGGAAACCCCUGGAGUGCCCCACCAGGAUCACCUCUUCAUAACCCUGUAGAGGAAGACUCUGCUGAGAAGCCCCCACCUUCUUCAGGGCUAGAGAACAAUGAGAGGGGUUUCUCUGUAAGCUUGGCUGAACUGAGAGAGUGCACUAUUGAGAGAGGAGAGGAGUGCGAGAAGGAAGAACGUAAACCCGAACGACCCCUCACUUCAGCCUCGGCAGUCUGUGCCCAAUCUGUGAUCUCAGUCCUGCCUCCACAGGAGAUCCAGCAGAUGAUUCAGGAAGUCAAGGAUCUGGAUGAAGACACGCUAAGGCAACUGGAAGACAUCCAUGUUGUGAUUCUACAUAAAGAUGAUGGAGCUGGCUUGGGUUUCAGCAUUGCUGGAGGUAUUGAUCUGGAGAACAAAGCAACUACAGUUCACAGGGUUUUCCCCAAUGGCCUGGCUGCUCAGGAGGGCACAAUAGAGAGAGGAGAUGAAGUGUUGUCCAUUAAUGGGCAAACACUAAAAAAUGUCACACACAGUGAUGCCACAGCUAUACUCAGGCAAGCUCGCACCAUGAAGCAGGCGGUGGUGGUGGUAAGCAAGAAUAAAGAUGCAGAAGGGAAAGGAAGUGCUAACGUUAAUGAAUCUAGCUGCAGCAGUGGAGCAGAGAGCAGCUUCACAGGUGAUGAUGAAGGUGAAGUUGUAACUAUCGAGCUGGAGAAGAACGCAGGUGGAGUCGGAUUCAGUCUUGAGGGAGGAAAAGGCUCCAUUAAUGGAGACAGACCAUUGACCAUCAACAGAAUAUUUACAGGGAGUGAUGCUGAGCAAAAGUGUCUUAAGUCUGGUGAUGAGGUACUGCAGAUUCAAGACUCAUCUCUGCAGGGUCUUACACGUUUCGAGGCCUGGACGCUCAUCAAAGGUCUCAACGAUGGUCCGUUUACUGUUGUCAUUAAGCAAAAAAGAUGUGAGCAGUGCUAAAUACUACUCAAAAGCACUAGUAAACCCCCGCAUCACACCAGACAUAGUGGGAUAUUCCAGUUAACUUUAAAUUAUGCAAAACUUUACAUUUCAAGCCUUAAAAAGAAAAUAUCAUAACUUGCUAAAAUGUCUGUACACAGUGCACAUUGAAAUCUUCUUUGAAGAAUGGUUCCCACACUUUUUGACCAAUUAAUUCAUCAUUACUGGAAAAAAAAUUAAAAAUAGAUAUUGCAGGGAUUUAAAUUCUUUUUUUAUUUUUGAGAAAUCAAGAGAUUUUUUUUAGAGCUGAGCAUAACAAGAAAUAAUUAUGUUAAAAUUAGUUACUGCAUUGUGUAUUGUAAGCAUAAAUUAAUGAACAACAUUUUUUAUAGCAUUUAUUCAUCUUGGAUAAUUAAUAAUGCAUUAAUUAGUAUUUAAAAUAUAUUUAGAAAUUAACAUUUAUAAAUAAAUGCUCUAAAAGUGUUUUUCAUUGUUAUUUCAUGUUCAAUAACAAUUGUAAGUAACGUUAAUGUACUGUAUACCUUAUUGUAAAGUGUUUUGUAAAAGCCUAGAAAUCACAAUUUUAAUAUUCCCAGAUAUUUCCAGGUUUUCCUUGAGUCAUUUAGUUGUCUUGGACUGUAUUUGCUUAAUUUUGCCAUUAAAGGGAAAGUUCACCCAAAAAUGAAAAUUCUCUCAUUAUUUACUCACACUCAUGAUAUCCCAGGUGUGUAUGGCUUUCUUCACCAGAACACAUUUGAAGAAAAAUAGAAAAAUAUCUUAGCUCAGUAGGUCCUAAAAAUGCAAGUGGAUGGUGAUUUCUCAUUUGAAGCUCCAAAAAUCACAGACAGUCAGCAUAAACAUCAUCCAUACGACACCAGUUGUUAAAUUAAAGUCUUCUAAAGCAACACGAUCGCUUUUGGUGUGAAAAAGAUCAUUAUUGAAGUAAUUUUUAACUCUAAAUAAUGCUUCAGUUCUGCAGCAGUACGCGUGUGUGAUGUAAUCGCAUUGGCACUUGAGACACGCGAGAACUGACGCACAUGCGUCACAGCUGGGAGAGCAGCGCUGUUUACAAGUGAGAAGGAGGAAUGCUGUACAUAAGCUUGGUUGGCUUUGGUUUAGAUCUGUAUUUAUCUGUUUCUUUAAUCACAGUGGUGCAUUUGUGUGCUUUUCCUGGAUGUCUCAACUGAGUGGAGAAAGUGAGAUUACCUCUGUAUCAUGGCAACGCUUAGACUCCACCCUUUCGUGAAGCUUACUCAAAGCGUUGGAUUAUAGUUAAAAAGUACUUAAAUAUUGAUCUUUUUUCAAACAAAAAGUGAUUGUAUCACUGUUGAAGACAUUAAUUUAACUGCUGGAGUCGUAUCGAUGAUGUUUAUGCUGACUGUCUGUGGUUUUUGGAGCUUCAAAAGAGAAAUCUCCAUUUACUUGCAUUUUAAGGACCUACUGAGCUAAGAUAUUUUUCUUACAAUGUGUUCUGGUGAAGAAAGAAAGUCAUACACAGAGAAUUUUAAUUUUUGAGUGAACUAUCCCUUUAACACCUUUUGACAGUUGUGUGACUCUUGAUGUUGAUGUUGAUGUUGAUGUUAAUCAACGAUGUGCAUGAGUUACUACAUGAUCAGAAAAACAUACUUUAUGUGCAGAAUUUUAUGGUACUGUGUUGCCAUUGCACUUUUUACUGUCACAAUCAGGGAUUGCUAAAAACAUGAUUCUUGUCAAGUCUGCCUGUUUUGAUGCUAAUAUUUGCACAACCCUGUAAAUAAAUAUAUUUGUAAACCAUUU
This is a messenger RNA of Myxocyprinus asiaticus (Chinese sucker), 6360 nucleotides long. It is a transcript of the gene il16, whose product is annotated as interleukin 16. The coding region runs from base 16 to 4605 and encodes 1529 amino acids. The record is from RefSeq and is a predicted model, not a curated record. Gene Ontology annotation, biological process: leukocyte chemotaxis; induction of positive chemotaxis. The transcript is spliced from 22 exons. Gene Ontology annotation, molecular function: cytokine activity; CD4 receptor binding. NCBI's taxonomy places the organism in Eukaryota, Metazoa, Chordata, Actinopteri, Cypriniformes, Catostomidae.